This is a messenger RNA of Lipotes vexillifer (Yangtze River dolphin), 777 nucleotides long. RefSeq names its product uroplakin 1A (gene UPK1A). The coding region runs from base 1 to 777 and encodes 258 amino acids. The transcript has 7 exons. Lineage: Eukaryota; Metazoa; Chordata; Mammalia; Artiodactyla; Lipotidae. Gene Ontology annotation, cellular component: membrane. The record is from RefSeq and is a predicted model, not a curated record.
AUGGCUUCUGCGGCAGCAGCAACAACAGAGAAGGCGUCUCCAGUUGUGGUGGGUCUGCUGGUCGUGGGAAACAUCAUUAUUCUGCUGUCAGGCCUGGCCCUGUUUGCUGAAACGGUAUGGGUGACUGCCGACCAGUACCGCGUGUACCCACUGAUGGGCGUCUCGGGCAAGGAUGACGUCUUCGCCGGUGCCUGGAUCGCCAUCUUCUGCGGCUUCUCCUUCUUUGUGGCGGCCAGCUUUGGUGUGGGCGCAGUGCUCUGCCGCCACCGGUCCAUGAUGCUCACGUACCUGGUGCUCACGCUCACCAUCUACAUCUUUGAGUGCGCCUCCUGCAUCACGUCCUACACCCACCGAGACUACAUGGUGUCCAGCCCAUCCCUGAUCACCAAGCAGAUGCUGACCUUCUACAGUGCAGACUCGGACCAGGGCCGGGAACUCACCCGCCUCUGGGAUCGCAUCAUGAUUGAGCAAGAGUGCUGUGGCACGUCAGGUCCCAUGGAUUGGGUGAACUUCACAUCAGCCUUCCGGGCCACCACCCCAGAGGUGGUGUUCCCCUGGCCCCCGCUGUGCUGUCGCCGGACUGCCAACUUUAUCCCCCUCAGUGCUGAAGGCUGCCGCCUGGGCCACUUGGACUACCUGUUCACCAAGGGCUGCUUCGAACACAUUGGCCACGCCAUCGACAGCUACACGUGGGGCAUCUCAUGGUUUGGGUUCGCCAUCCUGAUGUGGACGCUUCCUGUGAUGCUGAUGGCCAUGCGUUUCUACAGCACGUUGUGA